UGGCUGUCUGGUGGUUGUUUUUCUUCUUUUGCUGGUCUGGCAUCGGGCCGGUGGGCUGGUGGAACCCAAACACAGUUUCCAUUGUUUGGUGGUACGUGAUGUGUGGAUAGCAGCUCCGGUUAGACGCACAACGGAUACUGUCAGUACGCCGAAGACUUUUAAACGGAUCACUGAACCGCGUGCGUGUGAGUGUGCCCGUUGUGCUCCGAAGCAUUUUAUAGUAAUUUCUAAAAGAUUUCCAAACAAUUUCGACUGUAAUAAUUGCGCGGGUGUGAAUGGCUCAUUGAUACAAUGGUGUAUAUUUUUGUGACAUACCCAACGUUUUUGUCAGCGUUAUAAAAAAACAAGAAAUAGGGAUUGAUACAUAAAAACAAGAUCAAGUGCUUACAAAUAGAAGAUCAAAUAAAAGUCUAAACGUAUAACAAAACAAAAAAAAACGCAUAAAUGGAUAAUAAAAUGGAAUCGGACGUACCAACGAAACUCAGCAAGUUUCCAACGCCCUUUUCAAUAGAAAGUCUCAUUGCUACCCACCAUCAAGCAGUUCAUAAGGGCAGCGAAAAAGCGGCAAACAAUAACGAGAUAACGGAGGAACUGAGUGCCCGAGCCAUGGUGGCAUCUUCAGCUUUAGGUUUAACCAACUUUCCCCUUUAUAAUCCAUGGUUGCAUGGGUAUUUUGCUCAAAACCACGACAGGAUCUCGCAACUUCUUGCCAACAGCGGAGACUAUGUGACAAACACUCUGUUAAAGGAACAAAGUGAAAAAGGCUCCAGCCCGCCGAACAACGUAAGCCUCCCGCAUAACUCUCCGCCCCUGAACUCUUCAAACACAUCGGCCGAUUUUGAGGCACAACUACAAACUAGGUUCCUGAUACCGGCAUUCGGCUUGGGUCCAAUUCCCCCUACAAUGUCCUCUCUGAAUGAGACUCUCCUACAACAAUCCGUUAGUCUCGCCAAUGAUCUGACCUCGCGUCAAAAGCUUGCGGAAAUUAUGACCAGUGGUCUAACUUCGGAAAAUGUACAAAACCUUUCGAUUGCAAAUCGAUUCGCCCACAAAGUAUUUGGUGAGGUCGCCUUGAAUAGCUCGGCGAAUCCCACUCCGAUGUCGGUUCCAUCUUUUCACCUUAAUAGCAGAAUUGACUGCUCUGACAGCAGCAGUUCGCAUCCUCACACCGAGGACACAUCUGUGGACGUUGUAGACGAAGACUACGAUUGCAGUGGUGACUCUUGCAGCGACAUAAGCCUAACAAUGUCCCCCCAAAACUGCAGAACUGAAGUGGAUAAAAAUAGAGCCUACAAUCACACAGAUAGUGAAGACUGUUCCGAUGACGAGGGUAAUUCAAAUGGUCACAAAGAUCCCAAUAACCUAGGCGGCUCAAAUUCAAAGUCGAGACGAAGAAGGACAGCGUUCACCUCUGAGCAGCUCCUGGAACUGGAAAGAGAGUUUCACGCAAAGAAAUACCUAAGCCUCACCGAGAGAAGUCAAAUAGCAACCAGCCUGAAGCUGAGCGAAGUUCAGGUUAAGAUUUGGUUCCAAAAUCGCAGAGCCAAAUGGAAACGUGUUAAAGCGGGACUUUCUUCGCACGGUUUAGGGCGAAACGGAACCUCCGGCACGAAAAUUGUUGUGCCCAUACCAGUACAUGUUAACCGGUUUGCCGUCCGCUCACAGCACCAGCAAAUGGAGAAGAUGUGCCUAAGUGGUCCCAAACCCGAUUUAAGGAAAAAGAUCACCUCCGACAGCAGUGGUUUCGAGAAAUUCAAUUCGAAUCUCACGAAUUCCAAUGCUCCACCAAUGCCACCGAAUACAGUCACCACCACACCUGCAGCCACUAACCUAACCGCUUUAACGGGCACCCUCGCACUAGCUCGCAGUAUUUAUUAAAAUGAAAAACAACUCCAAAACCUAUCAUUCGGAAAUUAGAGAUCGAUGUCGUUGACCAUUUGGUGCGUUUCUUAUUGUGUUCCCUCCCCCCCCCCCCAAUCCAAUCCCAUGUUUUGUUACGGCAAAAAGACAGACUACAGACUAAAUAAAAACUAAACAAAUUGUAAAUAUAAAACAAAGAAUCAAUAA
Stomoxys calcitrans (stable fly) is the source of this 2067-nucleotide messenger RNA. RefSeq names its product homeobox protein unplugged (gene unpg). Bases 445 to 1878 code for a protein of 477 amino acids. Gene Ontology annotation, molecular function: DNA-binding transcription factor activity, RNA polymerase II-specific; RNA polymerase II transcription regulatory region sequence-specific DNA binding. Gene Ontology annotation, biological process: regulation of transcription by RNA polymerase II; regulation of nervous system development. Lineage: Eukaryota; Metazoa; Arthropoda; Insecta; Diptera; Muscidae. The record is from RefSeq and is a predicted model, not a curated record. The transcript is spliced from 3 exons. Gene Ontology annotation, cellular component: nucleus.